GCUCGCGCGAGGCCCCGCGCCCCCCGCAGCCCCUCCCGGCUCCGUGCAUGGAGACGCGGCCCGCCGUCCGCCGCUGAGACCCGGCCGGCCGGGACCCGCCGGGGCUGCGGUGGCUUCGGGCUCCCGCGCGGCCCGCGGGCCUGUCGCCCGCGCGGAUCGCCGCGGUCCGGCCGUCCCGUGCCAGGAAGUGGCCGUCCGGAGCGCCAUGGCCCACUCCCCGGUGCAGUCGGGCCUGCCGGGCAUGCAGAACCUAAAAGCAGACCCAGAAGAGCUUUUUACGAAACUGGAGAAAAUUGGAAAAGGCUCUUUUGGUGAGGUGUUCAAAGGCAUUGACAAUCGGACUCAGAAAGUGGUUGCCAUAAAAAUCAUUGAUCUGGAAGAAGCUGAAGAUGAGAUAGAGGACAUUCAACAAGAAAUCACAGUGCUGAGUCAGUGUGACAGUCCCUAUGUAACCAAAUAUUAUGGAUCCUACUUGAAGGAUACUAAAUUGUGGAUAAUAAUGGAAUACCUUGGUGGAGGCUCUGCACUGGAUCUAUUAGAACCUGGCCCUUUAGAUGAAACUCAGAUUGCCACCAUAUUAAGAGAAAUUCUGAAAGGACUUGAUUAUCUUCAUUCAGAGAAGAAAAUCCACAGAGACAUCAAAGCCGCCAAUGUUCUGCUGUCGGAGCAUGGAGAGGUGAAGCUGGCCGACUUUGGAGUGGCGGGCCAGCUGACAGAUACCCAGAUAAAGCGGAACACCUUCGUGGGCACCCCCUUCUGGAUGGCGCCCGAGGUCAUUAAACAGUCAGCUUACGACUCGAAGGCGGACAUCUGGUCACUGGGUAUAACAGCUAUAGAACUGGCGAAAGGGGAGCCCCCUCAUUCCGAGCUGCAUCCCAUGAAGGUUUUAUUCCUGAUUCCAAAGAACAACCCCCCGACGCUGGAAGGGAACUACAGCAAACCCCUCAAGGAGUUCGUGGAGGCCUGUCUGAACAAGGAGCCGAGCUUUAGACCCACGGCUAAGGAGCUGCUGAAGCACAAAUUCAUAGUGCGCAACGCAAAGAAGACGUCCUACCUGACGGAGCUCAUCGACAGGUACAAGCGGUGGAAGGCCGAGCAGAGCCAGGACGACUCCAGCUCCGAGGACUCGGACGCGGAAACAGAUGGCCAGGCAUCUGGAGGUAGUGACUCUGGGGACUGGAUCUUCACAAUCCGAGAGAAGGAUCCCAAGAAUCUUGAGAACGGAGCUCUUCAGCUGUCGGAUUUGGAGAGAAACAAGAUGAAAGACAUCCCAAAGAGGCCUUUCUCUCAGUGUUUAUCGACAAUUAUUUCUCCUCUGUUUGCGGAGAUAUUCUCUAAGUGGUGGAGGAACUUCGUCCCACUGAAACCCUUUGGCCUCUGGGGUUUUGUUUUCCCUCCUUUCUUCUGCAUCCUCCUUUUGAAAGUCGAGGAGAACCUUUGCCGGCUCUGCUGGAGGCGCCACGGAGGGCCACCCCCAAGGCCGCGACGUCCAGGGACACACUUAGCCCUCGCUGUGCCCAGCCUGAUGAAGUCUCUCGCAUGGGGUGGGGAGGGCCAGCUCCUUCAAGCAAUUAUUUUAUUUUUUUAUUGUUUUUAAUUUUAACCAUAGUGCACAUAUUCAAGGAAAAUGUCUUUGAAAACAAAACCCCUGAAGUGUAUAUUUGGGAUUGUGAUAAGGCAACUAAAGACAUGAAACCUCAGGUAUCCUGCUUUAAGUCGAUAACUCCCCCGGGAGAUGGAGAAUCGCUGGUGGAUCUGUGUACAGACUGUAUAUAGCGUCAUUUUUACAGAAACCCCUUUGGCGUGCAUAAGGAAUCACUGUGUACAAAUCGGCCAAGUGCUUCUGUAGAUAAUGUCCGUGGAGUAAAUAUUUGACAGGCCAUAACUUGAGUCUAUUGCCUUGCCUUUAUUACAUGUAAAUUUUGAAUCAUGUGACCAGUGAUUUGGGUUUUAUUUUGUAUUUGCAGGGUUUGCCAUUAAUAAUAAUUAACGCCCCUCGAUGGAACACUCCCAUUUGUACCUCGACAGAUGCAAAUGUCCCUCUUGUUUGUCCUUCACCCCUUUUGGUACACUUAGAAGUUGAUUUCCUUUUUCAUCGAUGGUACUAUUUCUUAGUGUUUUAAAUUGGAACAUAUCUUGCCUCAUGAAGCUUUAAAUUAUUAUUCUGAGUUUCCCAGAGGAAGCACUCUCGUCUAACCUUUGUUUGGAGUCGUGCACCAGGCGUACUGUCCUGCCCACACGAUUUUCUGUUGCACCUCGUAGCGGAAUCUGCAUAUCAUCAUCUUUCCCACCUGGAAGUGUCUGGAUGCUUACACCAAUAAAUUUUAUAACACA
Molecule: messenger RNA, 2334 nt
Organism: Marmota monax (woodchuck)
Lineage: Eukaryota; Metazoa; Chordata; Mammalia; Rodentia; Sciuridae
Gene: Stk24
Product: serine/threonine kinase 24
Exons: 10
Coding region: 206-1597 (463 amino acids)
Biological process (GO): protein phosphorylation
Molecular function (GO): ATP binding; protein kinase activity
Source: RefSeq, a predicted model, not a curated record